AGAAGAAAAAGAAAAAAGGAGAAAAAAGCGUUAAUAGUACUCUUUGUCCAUAGUUAGUAUAAACUUCCUCCAGUCAGAAUUAAUCUAAACAUAACUCAAGAAAUCUGUCAUUCAUUUUGACGUUUUUGCCUAGGAUAUCUUAGUCCCGCAAUUUUACAUCAACAUUAAAAUAUCUGCUUUAAACGAGGCUUGCUCGUUGAACGACAACAAAUACUUUACAGAAGAAUCCCUACUCUUGAGCAAUCAGCGACAAAAGGGGCGUAGACUUCGGCUCCGAAUUUCGCCUUGCCUCUAGGAAAAAUCCCGUGUGCCCGAACUGCCGAAAAACACCUCACAGAUUUUCUAAACGAACAAAAACUUCACAAAAUGUCGUCAUGAUAUUUGCACGAAAUCUUCCGAACUGUUUUGAAUGGGAAGCAUGCGGACGCUGAAGCAUCUGUGGUUGCAACCCAGUCUAAAUUGGGUUGUUGGUUAGGUUAGGGACGUCCCAAAGGGCCCGACUAGCACUAACCAUCAUCUGUCGCACUGCUAACGUUAGCUGCUUGAGAGUGACUUUCAACCGUUUGCUAGAUGUUGGAUAUGAACUUUCACCACGUGGCAUCGUCUGUAUUUUUCAUGGAAAUGUGACAAACUCUACUAAUUUCAUUUUAGUGUUUGUGACCACUCGCAGUGGCCAUACAUAUACUUAUGUACAUUAUUUUUUGGCUCGCUGCCUAAAGGGGUGCGGCUGUCCGAAACUGUAAACAAUACGUGUACGCCGCCAACCUGGACGGGUGAACCAGGGAACAUACAAAACUACAGAGAAUAGGGACUCGCCCUGGACCCUCUGGCCACCUCGGAGAGUCAGAAUCCACCACAGUUCAGCAGCGGCCCUCUGACUUGGAAUAACAGCUAGCGUUGCAAAUACCGCCAGACAGAGGAAGUUGUUGGAGGAUUAUCAAGGCACGCAUAUUUUAAUCGAGUAGUCUCUGUACACCCUUGAUCGCCGCAGUACUGUCUUUGUCUACACUCAUGUACUGUAAAUGCACUGCAGCAAAUGUUUUUUUAUAAGCCCUCAACUCUUUACGAAACAUUGAAAAGGUGUGAUUGAUGGGUGAGCCCUGAGCCUUUCUCUCUACUGUUCAGCUGCAGUUUUUGUUCAAUGCCCAGUACUCAUCACACACACCCCUACAAGCCACCAUGGAGGAUGACCUGAUGUUUAGUAUGGAGGAGGUGGGCAGUGCUCAGCAUAACCCAAGGAAACAGAGAACCCCAGGUCAACAUGCUCCAUCCCUUAGCGAAGCUAAUGAUAGCGGUGAGGACGACUACUACAUCUGUUCCAUCACAGACGACCCUGUCAGCCAGGCCAAAGACAUCUGUGGCUAUCUGAAGAACCUGGUCCACAGCAAUCAGCUGUCCAACUCUCCCCACAACUCCUUCAUGUACAAGAAUGAAACAGAAACAGAGAAGGAAACUCCACAACAACGGUCAGUCGAGAUUGGGGCGUUAUCUGACAAUGGACGGGCAGCGUGGAAUAGAGCCUUAGAGAAGGCCAAGGCCAUGCCUGAUCUCUGGGCUGAGUUUCACCUGGAGGAAGUCAAGACAGAGCCAUGCAUACGAUACAGGUACAAGGCUAUCACAGCAGAGUGGUCUCAAGACACAGUGCACAUCAAGAUGUCUGGCCAGCCUUUUGGACGCGGUGCCAUGAGGGAAUGCUUCAGAACGAAGAAGCUGUCUAACUUCUCCCACAGUAGUAACUGGAAGAGUGCGUGUAACUAUGUGACGAAGCGCUACAUGGAGCCUGUGGACAGGGAUGUGUACUUUGAGGAUGUCAGGCUGCAGAUGGAGGCCAAACUCUGGGGAGAAGAGUACAACCGCCACAGGCCACCCAAACAGGUGGACAUCAUGCAGAUGUGUGUGAUUGAGAUGAUGCAGCGUCCAGGUAAACCUCUGUACCACCUGGAACACUACAUCGAGGGGAAGUACACAAAAUACAACUCCAACUCCGGCUUCGUCAAGGAUGACAACAUCAGGCUCACUCCACAGGCAUUUAGUCACUUCUCAUUUGAGCGUUCAGCCCACCAGCUGAUUGUGGUGGACAUCCAGGGGGUCGGGGACCUCUACACGGACCCCCAGAUCCACACAGAGAAGGGCAAAGGCUUUGGAAAUGGAAACCUGGGUGUGCGGGGCAUGGCGCUGUUCUUCCACUCCCACCUGUGUAAUAAGAUCUGUAAGAGUAUGGGCCUCACACCCUUUGACCUCUCCACUGCAGAGAAAAGCCAGCUGGACUGCACCAACAGACUGCUGAGGUCGGCCCAGACGGUACUGAGGGGUAGUGAGGAACAGUGUGGUUCAGCUCGUGUUCGUACCAUCUCAGUGGGCCGUGCGCCCCCACUUCUCUCCCGUCUGUCAGAGACUGGGGACAACACUAUAAGUGACUCCAUCCCCUGCUCGCCCCUCGCCUUCCCUGGCUCCCCCCUAGGACAGCACUUCUCUAUGGGCUCCAUGGGAAAGUCUCCUCUGGAUUGGUCUUUUGUAAAUGAGAUGGAUGAACGGGAGAAACACAACAACCGCAGCCACAGCCCAGAACACAAGGACUCAGAGAAUGGAGGAGACAGUGGGUGUCCAAGUGAGAGGAGGAGUGAAGGGGACCCCAACAAUGGGGGACAUUACUCUUCUCUACACCAACACUCAGUCUUGCUGACAGAUGAGAAAUGGAGUGUCUACCACACUUCUCGUUCUCACGUCCACCGGCCAUCCUGUGUUGCUGUGGAGGUGGAGAGACUCGACUCCAUGAUCCUGGAGAGGAAGACUGGGAAGUCCAUCCUGGGCAAAGUCCACCUGGCGAUGGCGAAUUACCACGAGGGUGGUCGGUUCUGUGAAAAGGAGGAGCAGUGGGACCAGGACUCAGCCAUGUACCACCUGGAGACGGCAGCCAUGUGUGGGGAACUAGAGGCUAUCAUUGCCCUGGGACAGUGUUACCUACAGCUGCCACACCAUAUACUGUCAGAGAUUGAGCUAGAGGACAACUCAGGGAGCCGUAUGAAGGGUUUCAAGUUCCUGCUGCAGGCUGCUGAGGCAGGAGACAGACCCUGUAUGAUCCUGGUGGCCAGGGCCUUCGACACCGGCAUCAUCCUCUCACCAGACAGGUCCCAGGACUGGAAGGAAGCGGUGAGCUGGUACAACUGUGCCCUGAACAUGACGGACUACGACGAGGGGGGCGAGUUUGACGGCAUGCAGGACGAGCCUCUCUACCUGCUGCUGGCCAGAGAGGCUGAGAUGUACCAGGAGGGGGGCCAUGGCCUGGACCGAGACCCACAGAGAGCAGGUGAUCUGUUCACACAGGCAGCAGAUGCAGCCAUGGAAGCAAUGAAAGGCCGACUGGCCAACCAGUACUAUAUGAAAGCAGAGGAGGCCUGGGGCAUGAUGGAGGAAGAGGAGUAGGAGACAGAGGGGACGUCACUCUGCAAGGCCAAAGGAAUCGGCUAAUGUAGUGAUGGAUACUUCUCCCUAAUAUUUUAAAGUUUACAGACACUUUUACUGUGAUUUCCUAAAUGCAGUGUGAGUGUAUGAUCUGUGUGUGACCAUUUAUGCAGCUGUCCUCUGGCCUAACUGUUGGUGAUAACCGAAGGAAUUGUCUUUAUUUUACACUUUCUGUUUGGAACUGGUCUUUGUCUUUUCAUCUAUUUUCCCCUUUUCUAUUCCUGUCCCCAUUGCCCUUUUGGAUAUACAGUGUAUUCAGACCUCUUGACUUUUUCCACAUUUUGUUACGUUACAGCCUUAUUCUAAAAUUUAUUAUUUUAUUUGUUUCUUCUCAUUAAUCUACACACAACCCCAUAAUAACAAAGCAUUAACAGGUUUUUAGAUUUUUUUUGCAAAUGUAUAUAUUAAAAAAAAAUAUGGAAUUAUCACAUUAACAUAAGUAGUGAGGACUUUGUUGAAGCACCUGAGCCUUCUUGGGUAUGACACUACAAGCUUGGCACACCUGUAUUUGGGGAGUUUCUCCCAUUCUUCUCUGCAGAUCCUCAAGCUCUGUCAGGUUGGAUGGAGAGCAUCAUGUGUGCUUAGGGUCGUUGUCCUGGUGGAAGGUGAACCUUGGCUCCUGUCUGAGAUCCUGAGCGCUCUAGAACAGGUUUUCAUCAAAGAUCACUCUGUACUUCGCUCCGUUCAUCUUUCCCUCUGCUGACUGAUCUCCCAGUCCCUUCCUCUGAAAAACAUCCCCACAGCAUGAUGCUGCCACCACCAUGCUUCACCAUAGGGAUGGUGCCAGGUUUCCUCCAGAUGUGAUGUUUGGCAUUCAGGCCAAAGUUCAAUCUUGGUUUCAUCAGAGCAGAGAAUCUUGUUUCUCAUGGUCAGAGUCUUGAGGUGCCUUUUGGCAAACUCCAAGCUGGCUGUCAUGUGCCUUUAACUGAGGAGUGGCUUCCGUCUGCCCAUUCUACCAUAAAGGCCCGAUUGGUGGAGUGCUGUAGAGAUGGUCUCCACAGAGGAACGCUAGAGCUCUGUCCAUCAGGGUCUUGGUCACCUACAUGACCAAGAUACCCUUCCCCAGAUCUGUGCCUCGACACAAUCCUGUCCCGGAGCUCUAAGGACAAUUCCUUCGACCUCAUGGCUUGCUCUGACAUGUACUGUCAACUGUGGGACCUUAUGUAGACAGGGAUGUGCCUUUCCAAAUCAUGUCAAAUCAAUUGAAUUUACCACAGGUGGACUCCAAUCAAGUUGUAGAAACAUCAAGGAUGAUCAAUGUAAACAGGAUGCACCUGAGCGCAAUUCUGAGUCUCAUAGCAAAGGGUCUGAAUACUUAUGUAAAUAAGUUUAAACCUUUUUUCACUUUGUCAUUAUGGGGUAUUGUGUGGAGAUUUUAGAAUAAAGUUGUAACAAAUGUGUUAAAAGUCAAGGGGUCUGAGUACUUUCUGAAUGCACUGUAUGAAUGUGGUUGCAAUUUAGAAGCAAAUUACUAAACUGAAAAGAAGUUUGAUUUCGUAAAAUGAACAUUUAGCUUUUGUUGACUUUGUUGGUUUUGCCUAUCACUUCUGUAUGUUAGUAAUAGACUUAUCGAGUGCACUUGUUGCAUUGUUUGCAUGCUUGUGUAUAAAUUAAUGCAUGGAAGUAGCUAUAUGUAAAUGUCUCUUUGGAAUAAAUAAAUGUCUAUUGCAUUGUAAA
This is a messenger RNA of Oncorhynchus keta (chum salmon), 5139 nucleotides long. RefSeq names its product eukaryotic elongation factor 2 kinase-like. NCBI's taxonomy places the organism in Eukaryota, Metazoa, Chordata, Actinopteri, Salmoniformes, Salmonidae. Bases 1180 to 3423 code for a protein of 747 amino acids. Gene Ontology annotation, molecular function: calcium ion binding; elongation factor-2 kinase activity; calmodulin binding. The record is from RefSeq and is a predicted model, not a curated record. The transcript is spliced from 18 exons. Gene Ontology annotation, biological process: protein phosphorylation.